UUCCAGAUGACAUUGUGGGAUAUAUGAUAUUGUUAAUUAUUGUGGCUUGAUUAUGUGGAGCAACAUCUCGUUCAGAGAUGGUAAUUGGCUGGCAAUAAUUACAAAACAUGGAGAAGCGAUGUGGUUGAAGGUUAAGGGCCAGCUCCAGGAAAUUGUGGCUCAACAACAAUCUGAAGAAAAUGAGCAUCUAAUGAGUGCAGAUGAGGUUUUAAACACUGUACUUGGUGAUCGAAUUGGCUAUGUUUGUGGAAAGGGUACGGAAAGAAGCCUGCAGAAAAGAGUUGUUGCGGUAGAAAGUAUGCACCAAGAGAUGCAAGCGGAAAUGGAAAGAAAAUUGCAAGAAAAACGUGAAUAAAUGGCUGCUGAGUUGCAUAGAAAAUUAGAAGAACAAGUGGCUUCUAAGUUGCAAAGGAAACUAGAAGAGGAGCGUGCACACAUGGAUAUACAAGUUGGCUAAAGGAUCCAAGUAAAGAUCGAUGCACUUAUGAUCAAAAUGCAACAGGUAAACCUGUAUGGUUUGGGUAUUUGAAUAUACAGUUAACAAGUCGUUUGAAAUUUGGACCUUUAUUCCCCCAGUUUCCUUUAAAUGUUAAGCAUCCGAUGCAUUUCGCCCUUAUAGUUUUGGUAAUCUAAAACUGUCGGUCAUUUGAUCCUCUCCUUGUUUGGGUUUAUUGUUGUUUGGGUUUCACGAAGCGUGGUGUCAUUAGGUCCUAUUACUAUCCACUUGUUUGCAUAAAGACCGUUAGAGUAUUAAAUUGCAAGCAGAAUAUGGUGGUAGUUCAAUUCCAUACAUGGAUAUGUGUGGCCAAUAAUGUUUUCAACGUUCAUAGAAGUCAGAUUCUCAAGUUGGUUGUGGAACACAAGAUGAGGAAUGAACUUGUCAAUAUAUAUGUUACAGAGAUUUUAAUUUCCUUUACAGGAUUUCAUCAAAAGUACUAUAAGUUCCUGGC
Molecule: messenger RNA, 950 nt
Organism: Lycium ferocissimum
Lineage: Eukaryota; Viridiplantae; Streptophyta; Magnoliopsida; Solanales; Solanaceae
Exons: 2
Coding region: 53-355 (100 amino acids)
Source: RefSeq, a predicted model, not a curated record